CGUUAGCUCGACAGUGGUGCUGCUGCUGAGCCUCCUCAGCAGUGUGUGUGUGUGUGUGUGAGAGAGAGUGUGUGUGGAUGGUGGACUGUUCCCGGUGAGAAAAAAACCCCACACACCACACCACCGACCGACCUCCGGGCCGAAUUAAAAUGCCUCAUCGCCGCGUGUAAACGGGCGAAACUCGCACAGGGAGAGAGCCAGUCUCCGGGCAGAUUAGAGGAAAUAUAACGGCAGGAUGUUGCAAGUUUUAGCUUGUGGCGCCGUAGUUUUCCCCGGUCUCUUCUUCGCCUUCAGGAGGCUCCUGCCGUGUGUGUUCAAACACUGGAGCGAUGCCGACGUGGUGCUGAUCAGCGAGAGGCUUGUGUCCUCCAUCCAUGCCGUCAUGGCAACCACGGCGGGAGUCAUCGUCGUGUCAUCAUGCCGGGGCAGCGUCAUUAGCGACAGGCACUGGCUGGCCACCUACUUUGUCAUCUGGUUCGGUGUGCCCUACAUGACGUACGACAUCUUCGCCAUGUACCUCAGUCACUACCACCGCUUCCGCGUCAAAGGGCACGAGGACUACAAGCGCCACUCGCUGAGGACGAUAAACUCCUUCGUGCGCAGAGAGUUCCUGCUGGUGUUGCAUCACAUCGCCCUGCUAACCAUCCUGCUGCCCGUCACACUGUUCUUCAGAAGGGAACAGGGAGAUUUCUUCAUUGGCUGCUUGUUUCUAACGGAGCUCAGCACACCCUUCGUCUCCAUGGGGAAGAUACUGAUCCAGCUCGGCCUCCAGGACUGCUGGCUGCACAAGGCUAACGGCGGCAUGGUGCUGCUCACCUUCUUCAUGUGCCGCAUCGCCCUCUUCCCGUACAUGUACUGGGUUUACGGCCGCCACUACGGCAUCCCGCUCUACAGCGUUCCCUUCCACCUGCCGCUGCUCACCAACCUGGGAAACUCGUGCAUCCUGGCGCCGCAGGUUUACUGGUUCGUGUUGCUCUGCAGGAAGGGUUACCGUCUGUACCGACGCAGCCGCAUGCCGGACGCUGAGCCCCCCGCGGUCACGGACAAUCCCAAGGAUGAUUGAUAUCCGGUUCACGAUUUUUGCUCGCUCAAAGCCGCACACUUCAGCUACUAACGCUACGACUACUUCUGCAAAGGCACUAGUUUUGACUUUAACACAUUUCAAACCCCGCCCCCCCCCCCCACCAUCGUACUGUAGUACACCAGGACUGCCUGCUCUUUGUCCCACAACUCCUGGGCAUUUUUCCGCACACUUUAAGAAAAAAUAAAUCCUCUGUUACAAAAAUAUCUGCUGCCUGAAGUGGAUCUCUCUCCGCCGAUCCAGCUCUACGACUACUGAUGAUUUACUUUGGAUCUUACUGCGUCCGUCUACAUUUUACAACACUGGAUAGUGGUCUCGUUUGCUUCACUGAGAAUUAAAAAAAGUGGAGUAAAAAGAAGAGCUUCCACUGGAGAGACAUUUCCUGACCUCUCACUGCUACUGUGUUUACAGCCUCUGCUGACCGGUCUGUUACAGAGUGUGUGAGAGUGCCCGACAGGUUGUAUUUAUUUAAUGGUUUCUGUGUCUGAUAGUUUCCUCUCCCCUAUCCGAUAUUCAAUAAUCACACCAGGAAGGAUUAGGAAUAAAGGUGGGUGGGGGUUAUUGUGAGGGAAACAUUUCACUUUGUUAGCGCACCCUGUUAAUGUGACUCUUCACCUCGUUCUGUACGUCUGUAGCCUCCCAUCCCGCAUGUUCUCCAUCAGUUUGUAAACUGCAGCAGCAAUCCAUUGUUCCUCCCACACUUUUACAACUAAUUAGUUCUCGCUCUGUAUGCAUGGUGAACCCCCCCCCCUUAUUUAAAACUGCUCUCAUGUUAUUGGGAAUACUUUAUUUUAAGAAAGCUUGUGGGAAUUCUCCCAAGUUGGAGUGGGAGUUGGAGAAUGUGGCACCAGAGAUUACCUCAGUCGUAGAAAACGUCUUCAUUUUUACACGUAUGCACGGCAACUCAAGUCCAUGCUAGCUUUUUACUUGGAGUGGCUGCAAAAUUGAUUUGAAAAAGAAAAGAAAAACAGUGUCUAAAUAAUGUUGUAAAGCCAUGGUGGGAUAAGAUGCAGCCCAGUAUGGAAAAAUAAACUCUUUGAGCGACAUCUUGGUCGAUUCAAAGAGGCGGGAAACCUUACAAAAUGUUAUGUUUUUGGACAGAUUUAAACCCAAAUACCAGCCGAUGACGAUGACACUUGGACCUUUUAUUCUUUGCAUCACAGCAGCUCCAUUAAGGACAAAUAUUUAAGUCUGCUCUCAUGGAAGUCCAUGCUAGCUUUUCAUUUUGGGUUUCUGCAAAAUCGAAAGGUGUCUCAUUUCAUAUUGUAGAGCCACAAUGGGAUAAGAUUACAGCCCUGUAUGAAGAAAUAUUAGGGUCGUCUCAACUAUAGAAACCCUUAAUCGACUAAAACUCGAUGGAUUUUACUUUGUUAAUUGAUUUAAUCUUCAGAUCUGUAAGACAUGAUUAAGAGCUGGGAAACCCUGCAAAAUGUUGUGUUUUUGGACAAACAAACCCAAGUGCAAGCAUUUAAAUAUCCUCUUGGUCUUUUUACGAUUCGAUAAUACUGCAUCACAGCACCUCCACUAAGUACAACAUUUACACAGAAACAAGGAGACGGACGUCUAAGAGAACAUUAACAUAUAUCAUCUGCAUGUGUCCUCGGUGCAGAGGGUGGGUUAGUUUUCCUGCUGUGUUUGGAUGACACUGGAGAAUUUGCAGCUGCAUUGCUGGCAGUGAGCGUUGAUGUAGCUCGAGACGCCGCAGUGUUCCAGGGGUCACUUAGGGUCACGUGUUGUUUCGUUUGUGCAGGGGAUGGGGGGGGGGGGGGGGGGUGAACUCAGGGCCGAGGUCAGAGCAAUAAGGUGAGCAGAGGCGUGAAAAAAAUGGAGGAUAUCAGGAGAGAUUAUUCCUGAAGCGUCUGUAAAUGUUUCCCCUGGGAUGUUGCACACACUCGACACGUUCUGCACAUAGACAGAUUUAAAGUAACGACACCUUUCAGUUUCAGUUGCCUCUGAUCUUAAGAGCAUCAUUUCCUCAUAUCAAAGAGUUGCAUAAGACUGCAGCGGGGUCAGUCACUCAAUUUAUCUUGAAUACUAUUCAAGCGUAAACCUUAAAUGUCCUGCAAAUUAAAUCUAUGCAAGAAGAGGCUGUGCAUGUUCAACACUAAUGUCAAAAACCAGCCUCACUUUGUUUUGUUUUUUGGGGACCAUAGCAUAUUUCCUUUCUCUGGUACAGUUCUCCUGAGACUCCACACUACAUAUCGUCUUUACCUCACUUUUGUUCACAUAGGUUCAUACAAUGCUAAGAAAGAAGUGCAUAUUGAUCAUUUAUGUAAGGAUUUUUGUAGCAUACACAGAAACAAGUUUACAGCUGCAGCUCUGUUGAUGGAUUUAAUGGGCUCUCACGUUUUCCAACUAAUAUGAAAAUCUUUUUUUAUAAUAACUAACAAGCUACUACAAGUUCUGUUGUUAUAAAAACACAAGGCAGGCAAAUACGUUUCUUUAAAGGCAGCAAACGGAUCUAACGCCUCAUCUUUGGGGGGAAUCCAAGAUGUUCCUUGGAUAGUUUUGUGUCACGAUUGGCAGUUUUUCCCACUUUGCAUUAAAGCGAACAUACGUGACUUUUGCUCAUCAUUGUGAUCGUUUACAGUUGUUCAAGAUGAUGUAUAUCUAAUGUUUAGUUCCAUAAGCUUACAGUGGCUAUAAUAAGCAACUUGAUUUUAAAAUGACCUGUAUAAGCUACACUCCCGCAUCGUUUACAGAAAUACUCCGGGUUGGUAAAGAAGGGUGGUUUUCAGUUGUGCACGAUAAAGAAUAUAAACAAAGGUUGGAAACAUCUGUAUUUGAGACGCUGAGAGCAGCAUUUUCUGUCCCUGCAAGAGCCAAGCUAACUCUGCGUAUAUACGCUGAGUGACUCAAAGCUAACCCCUGAUCACACACAGUAGUAGGAAUACUAGGAAUAUCCUGAAGCAUGGAUUCUAAAACACCUUCUUUGGAAUGCAGAUUAGAAAAAACUGAGAGAAUCAACCUUUUAUAUCAAUAAUUGAAAAAUAAAACACUACUCUUUGGUUUAUUUAGUCUCCCACUCUUAUGUUGUACCUCUGCUUUUUACACAGUCAUUAAAAACGGCCAAUUUCUUGGGUUUGUUGAAAGCGAUAUAUUAAGUUGAACCUAAUACUGUUUUAUUUAGCACUUCAUAUUAAUGCUUUCAACAAACCUAAUUCUAUUUCCUCUUUUGACAUAAUACCUUUAAGUGUUGGCAUGUGACAGAGCUGUCCUUUCCCACACAUUUUGUUGUUGUAUAUUUAACAUUUAAAAGCUGCAGAUCAUUCUGUGUCACAUCCCCCAUCCUGCAUCCCAUCAUGCAGUGCUUUCCUUCCCCUCAGUGUCUUGGCUGAUGUGUUCUGCAGUGAUAGAGAGUUGCUGAAAGCACAUCCUCCUCCUCCUCCUCCUCCUCCUCCUCCUCUCUGCUGCCAUCUGUCGUCAGGAUUACCUGCCUGUCCACUCAGCAGUUUACACGCUCCACCAUUGGGGGGGGGGGAUUAGUGAGGCCUCUGCGGGCAUUUUUCCUAUUGAACCUCCUGCUGCAUUCAGACACAUGACCUCAACCUCCACUAAUUACCUGACAUGUUGUUUGUUUUAACGGUUUUAUUACAUUUCUUUUAAACAUGUUGUCGUUUACCUCGGGUAGAAAAGCCAUCGGUUCAUAUCACUGACACAAAACUAUUCGACGGGUGCAGAAAACACCCCCUUCUUCUGGGUUUUGCUAGGUUUCAGAAGGUAAUGUUGACAGAAAAAGUGCUAAAUUUGAUCAUAAAAAUUUGGAUUUGUCUCUAAUGUCCCAGAGAGGUUUGGUUACCUUUAAUUGAACCACUGUAGGAGAUGAAAUCUAGGUUUAAAAGCAGGCAUAUCUGGAAGAAACAUUCCUCAAUUUCCUCCUUAAAGUUCCCUUUUUGUUUGUUGUUCAACACCCGUAUCAUCUGACGGCAUCACCCUGAUGAUUACAUUGAUUAUCACUGACCUGACGACUAUAAAAGCCACAUUUCUUCUACCUUAAGGAGUCUGGACUUGAUAUAUAUAUAAGAAGAUUUAGGAAAGGCAUGCAGAGUACACAUAUCUUAUUCUUUUGUCACUUCUUAUUAUCGAAAGUCUUAAAGUUAAUCCUCUUUGCUCAGGGUUUAAUGAAGUUUGAUAAAGCUGUUAUAUGUGUAUAGAGGUUUAUUGUGAAGAUGAUUAAACUGUGAGAUUGAUUCUAACGACGAUCACAUCCAGAAUGGUUGCUGUUUUCUUUUCUAAAUGAUAUUUUUAAAAAGCAUUUUUGUUUUUCCAAGUAGAUUUUCUUGUAUUUAAGCUUUUCUGACAUGCUUCUCUUAGGGUUGGUAAACCAAAGACUGUCAGUGAACCCCAGUAGUGACAAGAAGAGAGAACCACCUGCUUCCUCAGUGCUUCAUUUAGACAUGCUGUAGAUGAUUUGUCUUAAACGCUCUCAAACGUUGCUAUCCUUUUUUCUUUUUGGUCCCAGAGUGUGAGCUCUUGUUGGGAUUGUGAUGGGUGUUUCCUUUCUCCGCCAACACGCACCAAGUACAUUUAAGUCUACGACAUAAUGUUAGCACACUGGCUGUGAAACUACAUGGAGAUACUACUACUUUUAGCAUCACACAGUAAGCUAAAUGUGCUUUGUAUUCCUUGUAUGUAAGGACAGAAUGGGAAUGUGGGAACCAAAAUGACUACGAAAGCCUGGCUACACCAUGCUAAGGCUGCUUAGCAUAGGCCUGUAGUACUGUUUGACUUCUUGCUCACACUACUUUAGGUUGAAGGUUCACUACAUGCUAACAAUUAAGCAUCAUUUGAUCAUAAAGUUAUCAUUCUGUUUUCAUUGUUGAGCUCCAAGACUUUAUCUUACACUAAGCUAACACUUGACUUUUGUCGAGUCAUUUCAAAUUAGCCUUGAUGCUAAGCAUUUGGCAAAACUCUAGCAAUAACCAUCUUGCUAGCAAUCUUUGAGAUUUCUGCUAACGCUUUAGCAUCAUACGCUCAGCACAUCUUACAGAGCCAUAUCAAGCUCCAAGCUAAAAAUAUCUUGAGUGAUGGUUGGCUAAAACUUAAGUUGAGCGUUAGCCAACCUCUUGCUAACUAGCAUGUGGACACUUUAGCAUCAAUGUUGUAGAGUCCAUACUAACACUUUAUUUGACACUAAGCUAAUGCUUGAUUUUUUGACUUUAUUCCAACGAUUGAAAAAUAAAACACUUUCAUGACGUUUUAUUUUGUAGUACGGGGGCUUCAUAUCAUCUGGGGGUAAACAACAUAUCUUAGAGGUGCUGUAAACGGCACUUUGUUCAACAACUAUGGCGCAUGGUAACUGCUAGACUAGAUUCUACCCGACUACUAUUCCAAGUUUUAAAGUAUUUUAGCCCUAAUUGAUUUUCUCAAAUCAAGGGUUAGCAUUUAGCUAGCGCCACAUCUUUGGUUUCCAUGUUCCCACCAUUGAAGUUUGUCCUUUUUUUACAUCAUAAGUAAUAUACAAUAACACAAGGAGCUAAACUGUGAAGUUCCUCUGGACUCUGGACUCUGGGGAUGUGAAUGAGCACACCCCCCCCCCCCCAUGACACUAUAAGUUUGCUGCUUUGUAUUCACUCUCUUUUAUCAGGGUUGGUCCUGGGUGGUGCAGAUUUUGGGGCUGGGGGUGUUAUUGUUUUUGUUUUUUAGGCGUUCCCAUUGGUUUGCUGCAAAUGAAAACAUGUAAUGGUUUGGAGGGUUGGUCGCUCCCCCAAUUGGUUGCAAAAUGAUUUUGUGGGGUCAUUUCACCCUAGCGUUGAUGCUAAACAUUUGGCAAAAUGUUAGCCAUCUUGCUAACAAUAUUUUGAGUACUGUGCUAAUACUUUAGCAUAAUACGCUAAAUACAUGCUAUCAUUUCAUCUUUCCAGUGCUAGCAGGAACCAAGAUAACACUUAAUAUAAGUUGUUUUGCAGAAAAUUCCCAGAAAAUAACGUCUAUGUUUGGUUUCCACUGAUAUGAUGUGAAUGCGGCAUUAGGCUAUAGUGAACUAUAAAGCUUUGAGGACGUUUUAUUGUGAAUAUUUCAGACGAGCUCGGAUUUUAAGUGCAGCAAAAACAAGUGUGUGUUGCUGGGACUGAUUUUGAUCUGUGGACAGUGAACCCAAUCUGGUCUCCAGUGCCUUGUGAAAAAAAUCUAUUUCUGAUACCCACAAGUGUGAGAGGUAGGCCGGCGGUGUUUACAGGUUGUACUUUCUUAUCAUCAUCAUAUCCUUCAUGCUCACUGCGAUCCUCGAGGAGAUUAUUAUUUAAACUGCUAUGCAUUUACUGCUAGAAUGAGAAUAAAAAGAACCUCUGAUUCUGAAUAAAGGCCUUUUAUGUUGACGGUUUUUUUAGCCUUUCAUAUGUUGUAGCAUUUAAUCUAUAUUUUCAAAUCAUCAUGCAAAUCCAGCGUUGUUUUUCUAAGUCCUCCAGUGUGUUGUGAUUUUUGUUUGCCGUGUUUCUGUUGUUUUUAGACCUUUAAUUUGUCACUGGUGGACAUUUGGGAGAUUUGAAUCUUGACCGUAUAUCACUUUUUGCUCCAAACGCAGCAUCGUCACAACGUCUACACCCCCCCCCCCCCCCCCCCCCACGUUAUUUCUGACAGCGGUUCUGAUCUUUCAUAAAUAUAUCACAUUUGAUGCAUCUGUCUUUUUUUUUUUUGUAGCUUGGACUUUAUUUGAGGAAAUAUCUGAAAAGAGAAAGUAGGACUGUUUUACGAAAUAGCUUAAAAAACUAUUGAUGUGAGAGGAGUUAUGUACUGUAGCUGCAACUUGUGAAUUCAGAGCACCCCUUUAAAAUAAUUCAAUAAAUUUUGAUUUGAUAGAC
Molecule: messenger RNA, 7881 nt
Organism: Eleginops maclovinus (Patagonian blennie)
Lineage: Eukaryota; Metazoa; Chordata; Actinopteri; Perciformes; Eleginopidae
Gene: tlcd3a
Product: TLC domain containing 3A
Exons: 5
Coding region: 236-1063 (275 amino acids)
Biological process (GO): lipid homeostasis
Cellular component (GO): membrane; endoplasmic reticulum
Source: RefSeq, a predicted model, not a curated record